AUGGUUCGGUCCACGAGUCCACGGUUCUGUCCACGAGUCCACGGUUCUGUCCACGAGUCCACGGUUCUGUCCACGAGUCCACGGUUCUGUCCACGAGUCCACGGUUCUGUCCACGAGUCCACGGUUCUGUCCACGAGUCCACGGUUCUGUCCACGAGUCCACGAUUCUGUCCACGAGUCCACGAUUCUGUCCACGAGUCCACGUUUCGUUACUUGUCCAGCAGAUGUCAGCAGCACGUGCACCACGUCUCCCCACGCUCGCCCGCACGAGCGCACCCGUAUCUGCACACUCAGAAAAAUGGACACGCGAGCCUUGAGAAACCCAUACUCUGACUAUGAUGGCAACCCAGCGUCCACACAGUCCCUUUUUGACACGCAGGGGCGGCUCACCCCAGAGUUCUCUCAGAGGCUGAGCAGCAAAAUCAACGAGCUGAUGUCUGUGAUGGAGAACGGACUGGGCUCUGCGGACCCUCGGGACUGCACCACUUACACCGGCUGGACAGGAAUCGCCCUGCUCUAUCUACACCUCCAUAAAGUGUUUGGCGACUCAUCCUUCCUCCACAAAGCCUAUGAGCACGUGAGCCACGCCCUUCAGAGCAUGACCCGCCGCAGAGACGUCACCUUCCUUUGUGGAGACUCCGGACCCCUGGCUGUGGCCGCGGUGCUGUACCAUCGUCUGCAGAGGCCUCAGGAGGCUGACGACUGCAUCAACAGAUUAAUGCAGUACCAUGAGGCGGUGGUGAAGGGCUCUGGAACUCUCCCUGAUGAGCUCCUGUACGGCCGAGUGGGAUUCCUGUACUCACUCCUCUUCAUCAACCAGCAGUUUGGACAGGACAAGAUCCCCCUGGACUACAUCCAACAGAUCUGUGAGGCUGUGAUUGUGUCUGGGGACCAUCAGAGCAGAAGGUUCCGGGUUCAGAAUCAGACUCCUCUGAUGUUUGAGUGGUACCAGGAGCACUAUGUGGGUGCGGCUCACGGCCUGUCGGGGAUCUACUAUUAUCUUAUGCAGCCCGGUAUGGUGUCCUCUGUGGAGCAGCUGCACAGAGUGGUGAAGCCCAGUGUGGACUAUGUGUGCGCGCUGAAGCUCCCCUCUGGUAAUUACCCACCGUGUGUGGGCGACGAUCGCGACCUGCUGGUGCACUGGUGCCAUGGCUCCCCAGGAGUGGUCUACAUGCUGCUGCAGGCCUACAAGGUGUUUGGGGGAGCGGGGUACCUGGAGGCGGCGCUCCAGUGUGGGGACGUGGUGUGGAGGUACGGCCUACUGAAAAAGGGGUACGGCCUGUGCCACGGUGCAGCAGGAAACGCCUACACCUUCCUUGCCCUUCACCGGCACACGGGAGAUCCCAAGCACCUGUUCCGGGCCUGCAUGUUUGCAGACUGGUGUAUGAACUACGGCAGACAUGGCUGUCGCACUCCGGACACUCCCUUCUCUCUGUUUGAAGGUAUGGCCGGUACCAUCUACUUCCUGGCAGACCUCCUGCAACCAAUGAGAGCCAAGUUCCCCGCCUUUGAGGUGUAA
Messenger RNA from Knipowitschia caucasica, 1518 nucleotides. The record is from the annotation of a GenBank genome assembly. Lineage: Eukaryota; Metazoa; Chordata; Actinopteri; Gobiiformes; Gobiidae.